AUGGGAACUGCGUGGGCGGCAAAUAAACAGUUUCCGUGGGAAAUCGAUCGAUACAUCGGUGGCAUCGAGAAUGUCAAGAUCAACAUCACAUUGCGCAUCUAUGCCAACAAGUGGCAUGUCUAUGCUGGACUUGCCAUCCUCAACCCGGCGGCGAAAGAGCAGAUUCGACAAUACGCCGAAUCAGUCACGGAACUUUUCAAACUCAUGCUGGGUGGCCAUCGCGAAGAGCUGUCCCACCGGAUCAAGACGGCGGGUGCGGCCGUCUUUUCCAAGGAUGCUGUUGACCAGGAUCUGUUGCUGGGGGACGAUGUGCUGGACAAGUUCUCGCUCUCGAGAAGACCGAAAGAGAGAAUGCCGAACAACCACCUGAGCCUGUUGGGGAUUGUUGAUUGUUGGUGGAAACUCGGCAUCGUCCCGUAUGACCAUAUGAUUUGUUCCACGCCUCUCUUCCGAAUAUGGUUGGGCGUCACUGAGUAUCUCUUUCGCAACGAAACUUUGCUGGAUGAGGUCAUUAACACGGCAAUCGACGAUAACACUUUUCGUUCAGACGAUCUUGAGUUCACUUUCGCAGCCAGAGCAUGGUCUGAAUGCGUCUCCUUCGGUGCUUUCGAAGCAUAUCGAAACCGAUUCGAGAGGAUCCAGCAAUACUUUGCUCCGAGAUUUCCGGAUGCUGUGAGACUGGGAAACGAAAUGAUCAAGGAGAUCAUGGUCAAGACCAAGAACUGA
This is a messenger RNA of Fonsecaea erecta, 726 nucleotides long. RefSeq lists its product as hypothetical. Gene Ontology annotation, biological process: L-tyrosine biosynthetic process. NCBI's taxonomy places the organism in Eukaryota, Fungi, Ascomycota, Eurotiomycetes, Chaetothyriales, Herpotrichiellaceae. Gene Ontology annotation, molecular function: prephenate dehydrogenase (NAD+) activity; NAD+ binding. The record is from RefSeq and is a predicted model, not a curated record. Bases 1 to 726 code for a protein of 241 amino acids. The transcript is spliced from 3 exons.